AUGGGGCAUAGUACUUCGUCCUUGGAGAGCAACUUGGAGGGCCUAGCUGGUGUUCUGGAAGCUGAUCUACCAAACUACAAAAGCAAGAUACUAAGAAUUCUGUGUACUGUCGCACGUCUAUUACCAGAAAAGCUUACUGUUUACACAACACUAGUUGGGUUACUGAAUGCCAGGAACUACAACUUUGGUGGAGAAUUUGUAGAAGCCAUGAUACGUCAGCUUAAAGAAUGUCUGAAAGUCAAUAUGUAUAAUGAAGCUGUGUAUUUAGUUCGUUUUCUAUCUGAUCUUGUGAACUGUCAUGUAAUAGCUGCACCUUCAAUGGUAGCUAUGUUUGAGAACUUUGUGAGUGUGACACAGGAGGAAGACGUACCCCAAGUGCGAUGUGACUGGUAUAUGUUUGCGUUUCUGUCAUCUUUGCCUUGGGUUGGAAAGGAAUUAUAUGAGAAAAAGGAUGCCGAAAUGGAUCGCCUCUUGUCUCAGACAGAAAGCUAUCUAAAGCGCCGCCAGAAGAUUCAUGUACCCAUGUUACAAGUUUGGACUGCCGAUAAACCUCAUCCACAGGAAGAAUAUUUAGACUGCCUUUGGUCUCAGAUUCAGAAGUUGAAAAAAGACCGUUGGCAAGAACGACACAUUCUGAGGCCCUACCUGGCUUUUGACAGCAUUCUUUGUGAAGCAUUGCAACACAAUCUGCCUCCGUUCACUCCUCCACCUCACACUGAGGACUCAGUGUACCCAAUGCCAAGGGUUAUUUUUAGGAUGUUUGACUACACAGAUGAUCCUGAGGGCCCUGUCAUGCCUGGCAGUCACUCUGUUGAACGAUUUGUGAUAGAAGAAAACCUUCACUGCAUCAUCAAAUCGCACUGGAAAGAGAGAAAGACUUGUGCUGCACAGCUGUUGAGCUAUCCAGGAAAUAACAAGAUCCCCUUGAAUUACCACAUAGUAGAGGUAAUAUUUGCAGAAUUGUUUCAGCUUCCAUCUCCACCACAUAUUGAGGUCAUGUACACAACACUCCUCAUUGAACUGUGCAAACUUCAGCCUGGCUCUUUACCACAAGUUCUUGCACAAGCCACAGAAAUGCUCUACAUGCGUUUGGAUACAAUGAAUACAACCUGUAUAGACAGGUUUAUUAACUGGUUUUCUCACCACUUGAGUAACUUUCAGUUCCGUUGGAGCUGGGAAGACUGGUCAGAUUGUCUUACUCAGGACCUUGAAAAGCCCAAACCCAAAUUUGUGAGAGAGGUUUUAGAAAAAUGCAUGCGGCUCUCCUACCAUCAGCGAAUAGUAGACAUUGUUCCUGCAACCUUUUCUGUACUCAGUCCUGCAAAUCCAGUGUGCAUUUACAAAUAUGGAGAUGAAAGCAAUAGGUCUCUUCCUGGAUAUACUGUAGCCCUCUGUUUAACGAUUGCAAUUAAAAAUAAGGCUAGUAAUGAUGAAAUCUUCAGCAUUUUAAAAGAUGUGCCUAAUCCAAACCAAGAUGACGAUGAUGAUGAAGGAUUUACCUUUAACCCUCUGAAAAUAGAAGUUUUUGUUCAGACUCUGCUUCAUCUUGCUGCAAAGUCUUUCAGCCACUCCUUCAGUGCCCUAGCCAAGUUUCAUGAGGUCUUCAAAACACUUGCUGAAAGUGAUGAGGGGAAACUCCAUGUCCUGAGGGUUGUAUAUGAGGUUUGGAAGAAUCAUCCACAGAUGAUUGCUGUGCUAGUGGACAAAAUGAUUCGGACGCAAAUCGUUGAUUGUGCUGCAGUGGCAAACUGGAUCUUUUCUUCAGAGCUUGCACAUGAUUUUACUAGGUUUUAUAUUUGGGAAAUCUUACAUUCCACAAUUCGUAAAAUGAACAAGCACGUUCUGAAGAUUCACAAAGAGCUGGAGGAGACUAAGGCAAGAUUGGCACGGCAGCACAAAAGACGAGACAGUGAUGAUGACGACGACGAUGACGACCGAAGCAGUGAUCGGGAAGAUGGACCUCUAGAAGAGCAGAUAGAGCGCUUGCAGGAGAAAGUUGAGUCAGCCCAGAGCGAGCAGAAGAAUCUCUUUCUUGUUAUAUUCCAGCGUUUCAUUAUGUUGUUAACUGAGCACUUAGUGCGUUGUGAAACUGGUGGAAUUGACGUGUUUACCCCUUGGUACAAGAGCUGUAUAGAGAGGUUGCAGCAAAUCUUUCUACAGGUAAGUUUCACUUCUCUCUUUGGAAGGCUGUGCGCCUGGGUUGGAUAGAAAAGCUUUUGUGACUUGAGAGCUGCGCACUUCCCUGAGAAUAGCAAUGGAUGGCAGCACUAGGUCUUCUCAGAGGGCUAGCAUAGUGGUUAGGCAUACCUCUCAGGCCCUGUCCAUGUCUCUGCUGUGGACUUGUAGAGUGACCGGUCCUCAGUUACUUCCCAGGCUAUGAAUAUCUAGCAAGAAGAUACUGAGAUGCCUUUAUGAACUUAGUUGAGCUCCACUUAACUACGUGGUAUAGUACAGGGGAGGUCUCGAGCGAACAAGAACGCUAAAAUAGAUGUCUCUUAAACGAGUGGCAAAAAAUGGUGUAAAAUUCCUUUUAAUAAGAUACAUAAAAAGGUAUUAACAUUUAUUUUGGAGUUCUUCACUUUGUAGUAAACCUGGUAACAAGCACAGGUGACUGACUGACUGAAAGUGAUAGAAAAAUAGACCGUUAUACCUGUGUGAACAGAAGUUAUAUUGAAGGAUGGCAGACUGCAUGGGAGUGGUGGUGUAAUGAUUGCCUGGGGUAAGCUCUUCCUUGGUCAUAGAUGUGACUUUAAAGCCAGUAGCAUGAGUUUCCUGUGCUCUCUGUGCAAUUACCUCUGUGCCUGGCAUCCUGCACACAGUUCACGGUCAGGAGUGAGCAAGUACAGGGAGCACAGUGCUCCUCGAAACAGGGUUUCAACACACACUUCCUUCCAAUUGGUAGUGGCUCAGGAUCAUGUUGUUUUUGUCACGGGCCGACGUGUUGUGGAAGUGAGAUGUGCUUGUCAGUUUUGGUGAGAACAUUUGACCUGUGAUACUUACGUGUCUUG
Struthio camelus australis is the source of this 3008-nucleotide messenger RNA. Lineage: Eukaryota; Metazoa; Chordata; Aves; Struthioniformes; Struthionidae. The record is from RefSeq and is a predicted model, not a curated record.